UCAGCUCUCCUUCAUGCAUUAUCGUCCUUUCCCCCGGUAAUAGACGCUAUUAAAGGUUGAGUUCCCACCAGCCCCCUGGAGGGGUCUCGAUUUACCCCCUAAAGCCUUCCUGCCUCCUCCAGCACCACACAUGCCCUAAGCGGGACUCACCCCCCACCACACCACCUGCUCUCCGUUAACCCCCUCCCCGUCCGUUCCGGAGCUCGCUGGGGAUUGUGGGUAAACAUGGCGGCCGGAGGCAGCAGCAAGGCCUCUGUCGGGGCCCUGGAGGCCACCCUGGACCGCAAGCUGCAGACCGUGACCAACACCAUGGAGUCCAUUCAGAGCCUGUCCUCCUGGUGCAUCGAGAACAAGAAGCACCACACAACCAUCGUGCACUACUGGCUGAAAUGGCUGCGGAGAUCGUCCGUCCCCCAUCGCCUGAACCUCUUCUAUCUAGCGAAUGAUGUCAUACAGAACUGCAAAAGGAAAAAUGCAAUUGUGUAUCGGGAGGCCUUUUCCGAAGCCCUUCCCGAGGCAGCCUCUCUGGUCAGGGACCAGUCCGUGGUGAAAGCUGUAGAGAGAAUCUUUAAGAUAUGGGAGGAGAGGAACGUCUACUCUGAGGACACCAUCGCAUCGUUCAGAUCUGGUUUAAGUGGAGCAUGGGGAAAGCGUGAGAGGAGUGAGAGAAGCCGGAGCUCUCGUGCUCGAGUGGCUGAGAAGGUGCCAGAAGCUGUUGCAACAAACAGCAAAGCUGCGCUGAAGUCCAAGAUUGUGGCUGAAUUUCGGCCCCAAAAACUGAUUGAUGAUUUGUCGACAUUCAAGCGUUCUGUGGAUCACGUUGACCUAAAAGAAAAACAACUUUCUAACAUGAGAGUUGAUGUGUGCAGCACAGAGACAUUGAAACGACUGAAAGAUAAAGCCGGAGGAAAGAAAUUUUCUAAAGACUUUGAAGAAGCCAGCGCGAAACUCGAAGAGUUUGUCAAUAUUCUUGACAAGCAAGUGAAAAACGGACCUUCUUUGACAGACGCUUUGGAGAAUGCUGGCAUAUUUUAUGAAGCCCAAUACAAGGAAGUUAAAAUUGUGGUUAAUGCCUAUAAAACCUUUGCCAAUCGGGUUAAUAAUUUAAAGAAAAAGUUAGACCAGCUGAAAGCUAGCCUUCCAGACCCAGAGGAAUCUCCAAUGCCUUCACCUACAAUGGAUGCUCCAUCUCCAACCGGCUCUGAAUCGCCAUUCCAAGGCAUGGGUGCCGAGAGCCCUUUAUCGCCAGAACCAGAGCCCAUUCCAGCUGUUUCUCCGGAACCUCCUAAGGACAACCGUGUUGUAGAGGACAUGGAGCUGUCGGAUGUGGAUGCAGAUGAAGAAAUGCCCAAUAUUAUUAUUGAAGAAAGAAAAGAGACUCCCACUCAUCCUGCUUCAUCUUCAAAAGCCAUCAAUAACAUCACAGAGGCUUCCAAAACAAUUCCCGACUCUACAAAUACACCUUCAGUGGCCACCCUUGACCCGACUCCCACCUCUGUACCCGUCAGCAGCACAGCGUCUGUUCUGGUGUCAACCGCCACACCUGUUUCAACAUCCCCACCUACAGCUCAAACCGCGCCGGCAAAACCGGUGACCACGCCGACAAUCGCCCCCUCGAUGCCCCUUGGGUUGCCAAACCUGCCCAAUGUAGACCUGGGGAAGAUAAGUUCCAUCCUAAGUAGCUUAACCUCUGUUAUGAAAAAUACAGGUGUUAGCCCUGCAGGCAAGCCUUCUCCUGGCACGCCGACAACGCCUACCACAAAUCUGGGUGGUGGAUUGAAGCCCCCUGCUCAGGGUCAAUCAAACCCGCUGGCAAACAUUCUGUCGAAAGUUGAGAUAACUCCAGAAAGUAUUCUUUCAGUAUUGUCUAAAACACAAGUCACAUCCACGCCAUCCUUGCAAGGCUUUUCUUCAUUUAUUCAAAGCGUCGCUAUGUCGAGUGGAACCGUAACACACAGCACUUCCACAGCACCAGUGAACAGUGGUUUGUCGACCAUGAAAGACAGAACUAUCACAACUUCUGUUACUCCUUCUGUCCCUAAAACCUUUGGUUACUCAACGCCAUCCUCUAACUCAGAAUCCUCCUCCUUGCCUGUCGCAAAAACUCCUGUCAGCCAUGGCUCAAAACCACAGGUUAACACAAUGGCAUUUUCAUCUCAGCCCCCCAUGCCAGCAGAAAAGUCCAUAACCCAAGCGCCGCAAACCUCAAAGUCCAGUGAUGCGACCGAGCCGUCAAGCCUUGAAAUGAAGAUUCAUAAUUUUUUAAAAGGAAAUCCAGGUUUCAGUGGUUUAGAUCUGAAUAUCCCUAUUCUUACCGGCAUAGGUUCCAACACGGUGCCUGAGGCAGCUCCUGAGUUCCACCGCGGCUCCUCUAGCACCUCUCUUGAUAAUGUAGAUGGGACUCCGGUGCGUGAUGAAAGAAGUGGUACGCCUACUCAAGAUGAGAUGAUGGACAAACCUGCUUCAAGCGGUGUUGAUACUGUGUCACUGUUAUCAAAGAUAAUAAGCCCCGACUCUUCUACACCUAGUAGCACAAGGUCGCCUCUUCUCAACAAAGAGAGUGAAUUUCAGAAGCUUGCUAGCAUGCCUGCAUAUAGGUCUUUUGGUAUGGGAGGAAAUUCCCCUAAUGCAUAUAGGCAGCCUGGAGAUAGUAUAGAAAAAGCUUUGCAACUUGAUUCCUCAAUGGGCAAGUUUUAUUCAAACACAGUGUUUCCGGAGGAUGAAGACUAUCGUGACUUUGAGUUUUCCGGUCCACCUCCUUCUGCCAUUGGCAGUCUUGAAAAAAGGCCCUCAAAACCCAUCAUGAAGCCUAAUGUCCAUUUAGAGUCCUCAGAAUAUCAGUCAAUGCCCCCUGGCUUUGGUCAAAACCAAGACUUUGGAAGGCAGCCCUUUCCACAGUCUAUGCAUGGUCCUUUCCAUUCUGGCGAUGGUAGUGGCCCGUUGUCUCCUACCUCUGAACUAUAUGGAAAUCGUAAUCUAAGAAGAGGUAAUCUAGACGUCAAUAAGACGCCCUCCCCAAAGAAAGAGGAGUCAUUUUUCCCUUCCGACAAUCAUAAUUUACCAGUGGCUCGUCCUGUUAUGUCACAGUCUCCAUACACCAACUCUCCCCACGCUCUGCAAAACAGACCUCAUAAUUUUGCACCCAAGAAUAAUCUUCCUUCCAGUUGUGCACCGAUGACAAAUGUAGAACAACCAGGCUCAUCUGUUUCAGCCUCUAGUAUGAUGGAGUUUAAAAACAUGCUUAAAAAUGCAUCUCACAGACCUGAUGAAAACAAGUAUGGCCCAACCAGCUUACAUGAAGAUGUCGGUGGUCCUGGCCAUACUGGGAUGGCUUCUGAUGAGCGAUCGCAUCAAGAAGAACAUUACCGCAUUGAAACAAGAGUUUCGUCAUCUUGUGCCAAUUUAUCAGAUGGCACAGAAGAAAAAGGUGCACCUAUCGAAACUCUGGGGUAUCAUAGUGCUGGUAACGUGAGGUUAUCAGGGGAGCCUAUUAAAACAGUUGAGUCGGUAAGAGUGGGAGUGAAGGGAAACAGAGGUCAUGGGAUAGAUGGAAGUAGAGGGGGUUGGUACGAAAUGGGAACCACAGGUAGCUCGUUUGAUGAUGGUCCUUCAAGUAGUGCUGAUGAUCCACCAUCUAUUAGUGGAGGAUUUAAAACUCAGUAUGAAGACCACUUACCACGAUUUCCGGAUACUGGUGACUUCAGAGGAAAAAAUAUGCCACCUUUUGAACAUCACUUGCCGCCGCCACCCAUGGGUGCACCCAUAGAGCAUGGUGUUGCUUUUCAAAUGGAACGUGCCGGCCCGCCUCCUGGGCCACCACCUCCUGAUCAUGGAAGUCUCUUUGGAAGAGACAUUCCUGUAACUGCACGCAUGUCCUCUGUGGAACCUCCCAAUCCCUUAUCUCAUGUUGCUCACCCUCCACCUGGAGAACACGUGAAUCCAUUUCCAGGUCAUCUUCCUCCAGAACAUGGCAGCAUGCCAUUUUCACCUCCACCACGUCUAGACAUGAGAAGUCCAUUUACGCAGGAUCAUGGCACUGUCCACCAAGGUGCAAUGAAAGAACAUUUUGGAGUGCACCCAGCUUCAAGAGAUCAUGGGCCACCAUCACACGACCACAAUGGUCCACCCCAUGGCAGGGGAAAUGAAGCAAUGGCACCUAAUUCUAGGGACCACCAUGGACUCCAUAGUGGCCCCCCACAUCAUUUUGUUCCAUCUCAUAGAGACAAUAUGAAUCCAGGAGGCUUAAGGCCUCAAAGACAGCAGUUCAGGCCCCGGGAACCAUAUAACAGUUUAAAGAGGCCACGACCACCAUUUGGACGGGGCCCCCAGUUUUUCUCCCCUAAACGUCCUUUUUAUCCUCCGAGGUACUGAGUUACGAUUACAAGAUAAAUGAUCACUUUUGGAACUUUGGCAUUAACCUUUUGUGCUUGUCUCUAAGGGCUGUUUUUAGGGUGCAGAUACUUGUGCUCAAACAAGUAAGAAUAGGGAAAACAUUAGUUAUUUCACCCUUUUUACCCUUAGAGCAAUGCCGUAGGUUAACUACUACUAGAAGCAAAAGAGACUGCUGUGAGGGCCUAAAUGCC
This is a messenger RNA of Spea bombifrons (plains spadefoot toad), 4583 nucleotides long. It is a transcript of the gene RPRD2, whose product is annotated as regulation of nuclear pre-mRNA domain containing 2. Gene Ontology annotation, molecular function: RNA polymerase II C-terminal domain binding. The transcript has 11 exons. The record is from RefSeq and is a predicted model, not a curated record. Gene Ontology annotation, biological process: mRNA 3'-end processing. Gene Ontology annotation, cellular component: RNA polymerase II, holoenzyme. The coding region runs from base 226 to 4371 and encodes 1381 amino acids. NCBI's taxonomy places the organism in Eukaryota, Metazoa, Chordata, Amphibia, Anura, Pelobatidae.